Sinocyclocheilus grahami is the source of this 1003-nucleotide messenger RNA. Its product is annotated as fas apoptotic inhibitory molecule 1-like. The transcript has 4 exons. Gene Ontology annotation, biological process: negative regulation of extrinsic apoptotic signaling pathway via death domain receptors. The record is from RefSeq and is a predicted model, not a curated record. The coding region runs from base 191 to 733 and encodes 180 amino acids. NCBI's taxonomy places the organism in Eukaryota, Metazoa, Chordata, Actinopteri, Cypriniformes, Cyprinidae.
CUUGAUAAGUUAAGCCUCUUACACUAAUGCACUCGUUGCGGAGCGAGCAAAUGAUGGCAGCCUCCUCAAUAAUAUACAGAGAUUUAAUCAGCAGUUGCGCAUGAUGAGGACUGCUACUGUGAUCAAGCGGAACAUUACAUAGAAUUAAAAUUAGUAUAGAGCGUUUGGGUAGUGUGGCUCUUAGCACAGUAUGUCCAGAGACAUUGUGGGAACGUGGGACGUGUCGCUAAGCGAUGGGGUUUACCGAAUUGAGUUUGAACAUGGAUCAACAACAGGGAAACGGGUCAUUUACAUUAAUGGGAAGGAGGUGUUGAGGAGGGAUUGGAUGUUCAAACUGGUGGGCAAAGAAAUGUUUCCUGUUGGGAGCACAGAUACAAAAGCAACCAUAAGUAUUGAGGCAAUAACUGGGUUUUCCUAUGAAUACACACUGGAAAUCAAUGGAAAAAGUCUCCAAACAUUUUUGGACAACCGAUCAAAAAUUUCCAAAAUAUGGGUGCUGAAACUGGGUGGUGCUGAUUACAGGAUAGUUCUAGAGAAAGACACUAUGGAUGUGUGGUGCAAUGGACAGAAAAUGGAGACUAUGGGGGAGUUUACAGAGAAUGGAAGCGAGACACACUUUGCAGUGGAGAACCAUGAAUGCUGCAUUAAAGCAACACAUAGUGGCAGGAAACGAAACGGAAUAGUUCAUUCCCUGCUGGUGGAUGGAAUCAGGAUAGAAGAGACCAUUGAGUAAAAUGGAUGCUAACAGAAUUCAACUGUACAAGACAUUUUUUUCUUCUUUAGUGAAUUCAGUAUGAUGGCAUUUGUUCAAAGUAUUUAUUACAAAAAUAUUAAAGGUUUUAACGUAUCUCUAGAAACAUUCAAUCCCAUUUUUUCUUCUUCUGUUUUUAAGUCUAGGGUAAGAUGGGGUAAAAUGCCCAUAAGAUGACUCCUUACUAACAUAUUUUAUGAAUGGCUUGGCUGUUCGUAAUUUUGUAAUUUCACCAGAAUAUCAACAUUUGUA